AACAGCGCUGGAGCUACUCUUCUAUGUAGAAACCGGAUCAUUUGCAAAAGAACAGCGUUUGGCUUGCACAGCAGGUUUGUUGGUGGGCGUGUCUUUGUGCUCAUAUAUCUGCUCCAGGUCAGAGUUAAACUCUUCACUCUGCCUGGUUUAACCCUCAGCUCCUGCCUGUUGUUGGGAAAAAUGGCUCACCUCCCAGCACUUUUCAAGUACGUGGACGAAAACCAGGACCUCUACGUCAAGCGCCUUGGAGAAUGGGUCGCUGUCCAGAGUGUGUCCGCUUGGCCCGAAAAGCGCGGGGAAAUCAAGAAGAUGAUGGAGAUGGCAGCCAAAGACAUCGAGAGGCUGGGGGGGACGGUGGAGCUGGUGGACAUCGGGAAACAAAAGCUUCCCUCUGGAGAGGAGAUCCCUCUGCCUCCCAUCAUCCUGGGCCAUUUGGGUUCGGACCCGGCCAAGAAGACGGUGUGUAUUUACGGCCACCUGGACGUCCAGCCUGCUCAGGUCGAGGACGGCUGGGACACCGAGCCGUUCACUCUGGUGGAGAAAGACGGUAAACUCUAUGGAAGAGGAUCCACUGACGACAAGGGACCAGUGCUGGCCUGGUUUAACUGCAUCGAGGCCUACCAAAAGAUAAAGCAGGAUCUUCCCAUCAACAUCAAGUUCUGCUUUGAGGGGAUGGAGGAAUCUGGGUCUGAGGGUCUGGACGAUCUGGUGUUUUCCCGAAAAGAUUCGUUCUUCAAAGAUGUGGAUUAUGUCUGCAUCUCUGACAACUACUGGCUGGGAAAGACCAAACCUUGCAUCACCUACGGCCUCAGAGGAAUCUGCUACUUCUUUGUAGAGGUAGAGUGCAGCGAUAAAGACCUUCACUCUGGCGUCUUCGGCGGCUCGGUUCAUGAGGCCAUGACGGAUCUCAUUUCACUCAUGGGGUCUCUGGUUGACAAGAGGGGAAAGAUUUUGAUUCCUGGGAUGUACGACAGCGUGGCUCCUCUCACAGAAGACGAGAAAAAGCUGUACGAGAAGAUCGACUUUGACUUGUCCGAGUACUGCAAAGACGUGGGAGUUGGAAAGCUGCUGCACGACAGCAAGGAGCAAAUCCUGAUGCACCGCUGGAGGUAUCCGUCUCUUUCUCUGCACGGGAUCGAGGGAGCGUUCUCCGAAGCCGGAGCCAAGACAGUCAUCCCCCGCAAGGUCAUCGGCAAAUUCUCCAUCCGCCUCGUCCCGGACAUGGACCCCAAAGUCGUGGAGAAGCAGGUGGUUGAUUACGUGGAGAAGAGGUUUGCUGAUCUGGGAAGUCCAAACAAACUGAAAGUAACGAUGGGUCACGGGGCCAAAGCCUGGGUGUCUGACUUCAACCAUCCGCACUACAUGGCCGGCCGAAAGGCCAUGAAGACGGUUUUCGGGGUGGAACCGGACCUGACCCGUGAGGGCGGCAGCAUUCCCGUCACUCUGACGUUCCAGGAGGCGACGGGCCGGAACGUCAUGUUGCUUCCUGUUGGAUCCUCCGAUGACGGAGCUCACUCCCAAAACGAAAAACUCAACAGAUCAAAUUACAUCCAAGGAGUCAAGAUGCUGGGAGCGUACUUCCAUGAAGUCUCACAGCUGGAAUGAACUGAUCACGUCUUAAACAACGUCUUUACUCGGACACAAAGUUUUACUUUUCAAAUUAAAGUACCUUCUGUAGAUUAAGACAAUAAACUCUUUUUCAUUCUUACUCUAUGCUCUCCUGUUUAAUUAAAGGAUGAAUCUCUCAGA
Messenger RNA from Poecilia latipinna (sailfin molly), 1749 nucleotides. Its product is annotated as cytosolic non-specific dipeptidase-like. The record is from RefSeq and is a predicted model, not a curated record. Gene Ontology annotation, molecular function: metallodipeptidase activity. Gene Ontology annotation, cellular component: cytosol. Bases 181 to 1605 code for a protein of 474 amino acids. The transcript is spliced from 12 exons. Gene Ontology annotation, biological process: proteolysis. Lineage: Eukaryota; Metazoa; Chordata; Actinopteri; Cyprinodontiformes; Poeciliidae.